GACUGGAGAGGGAGCUCAUCUUACGAAUAUUAUAAAUAAAUAAAUAAAUAACCAGCUUAGUUCUCUUUCAAAUUGUUCAUCUGUUGAUAUUUUUAUUAUCGUGCAACAAUGGUCCAGUCGUGCUCCGCAUACGGAUGUAAAAACAGAUAUCACAAAGACAAAAACAUUUCUUUUCACAAGUUUCCUCUUGCACGCCCCGACGUUUGUGAAAAAUGGGUUUCAGCAAUGAGUAGAAAUAACUUCAAGCCAACGAAGUACAGCAAUAUCUGUUCACAGCAUUUCACAAAAGACUGCUUCAAACGAGAGUGCAACAACAGAGUCCUGAAAGAAAAUGCAGUGCCCUCGGUCUUCUAUUUUAGCACAGCAAGUGAGAAGGAAAAAGCACAAGAACCUCAGGAACCGCCCUCACCAGAACCACCCUCUGUCCCGGAGCAGCAGCAGCAGCAGGAGCAGCUCCAGCCCCAGCCCCAGCAUAUGGUUCAGAUGGUGAUGCACCCACUGCUCUCCAGCCAGUCCAUUUCCUGUGAUCACAACUACACUGUGGAGGACACGGUGCAGCAGAAGAAGAGGAUCCAGCAGCUAGAGGAGCAGGUAGAUAAGCUGCGCAAAAAGCUCAAGACCGUGCAGCAGAAAUGCCGGCGCCAGGAGAGGCAGCUGGAGAAAAUUAAGGCCAUCCGUGACUUUCAAAAGGACAAAGAUGCAGUGUCUGGAGAGAGCUACGUGAUCCUCCCAACUGAGUUGUAUGAAGUCCUCAAAGGCAUAGAAUCCACAGAAAACUUGUAAAAAUGUUCCAUAUUUACACAGCCAAGAGGCGUAGAUCAUCUGCAACGUCUUUCAUUAAUCCAGGGUUUAAAAUGGAUUGACAACCAACUAACUGUACCUUGCUUCACAUGUAGUAAAAAGCCUGCCAUCGUUUGUUUAACCCUGGCUAUUUCCACUUAUUGCCAGACUAAAACUUGAGUGUUUUAGAUUUAUACAAAAAAGAGAGAAUGCAGUUGGAUGGUGUUAACUUUUACUACAGCACUACUUGAUCUAAACAGUUAGAUAAUACGUCAUAUUUUUGAUGGUCAUGGUUGUUUUGAUAAUUUUUCUGAUUUCAUAUGUGACACUGCUCCCAACAUCUUUUUGUGUUCUGAAUGACACAUGUCCUUUUGUUUGGGAAAACUUGUAUUCAUACAAUAGUGGUGGUUGCCAGGUGGCUUUUACUGAAAUCUUGUAAAAUUGGAUGUUUAUGACACAAGUUCCCUCAGCAACUUGCGACAAUACCUCCCAAAACUGUUUAGUCCUGUACUUGGAAAAUAAAUGCGUUUUGUGUGAGUAGUUACACAAAUGACACAUUAUUAAUAAUAUUGAUCCUGAACAUACACAAACAUGUUGUGGUCCAUUUUAAAGUUCUAAACAGGUGGUUCUGAAAUUGAAAAAGUGAAAGACAUCUUAUCAUAAUGAACCUACUUUUCAGUGUUCAAGUGGGAUUACUUAUGAUCCUGUGAUGAAAAUAUGCAAGUGUAUUCCAAGUAUGGCAAAAGUAAG
This is a messenger RNA of Polyodon spathula (Mississippi paddlefish), 1530 nucleotides long. RefSeq names its product THAP domain-containing protein 1-like. Gene Ontology annotation, molecular function: sequence-specific DNA binding. NCBI's taxonomy places the organism in Eukaryota, Metazoa, Chordata, Actinopteri, Acipenseriformes, Polyodontidae. Bases 109 to 783 code for a protein of 224 amino acids. The transcript is spliced from 3 exons. The record is from RefSeq and is a predicted model, not a curated record.